This is a messenger RNA of Galdieria sulphuraria, 2170 nucleotides long. RefSeq lists its product as uncharacterized. Bases 37 to 2055 code for a protein of 672 amino acids. Lineage: Eukaryota; Rhodophyta; Bangiophyceae; Galdieriales; Galdieriaceae. The transcript has a single exon. The record is from RefSeq and is a predicted model, not a curated record.
CACAUUUAACGUUUCUUCUCUUUGCUUGGAACUGGCAUGAAGUUGUUACAAUCUUUUUGUUUACUCUCAUUGUGCAUUAUUUUUUGUUUGAGCCCGCUUUUAGCAGAAGCUGCUGAUUACGAGAGAUUGUGCCACUGUUUCCAGCAAGAUACCAGUGCUUUCGAUUUAUACAAGCUUGUGGGAACGUACUCCGUAACAUCAUGUUCUUCGUGCAAUGAAAAAAACUGUGCAGCCCUUUUUGGAGAACAAGAAAGUGACUAUAAUAAGCUAUGUGCGUAUAUUGGAGAAAGUGUUGUCGAUGCAGUAGAAUCAGUGCUAGAAGGAGAUUUCAAGUCAGCUGAAACUUAUAUGCAGGAUUUGAUCUCCAAUCAAACAACCUUGAUUGAGAAUUAUAUCGACAAGCUUUUGGGAUACUUGAAUAAUACUUUGGACGGUUUUCGAAAUGAAGUAGGAACAAACAUAACUGUGAUUGAACAAGAAAUCAAUGAGAUAAAUACCACUUUUAUAGCACAAGAUAUCCAAGAGGCCGUCACUCAAAUCGAAAAUUAUGUAAGCAAAGACAUCAACGAAGCUAUAACGUCAUUGGAAGUUCAAAUACAAAAAUAUGCAGAGAAGAUUGAAGUCAAUAUCUCAGAACAGUUGGAUAUUAUUGAAACGGAUAUUGAACAAGUCAACCUUACUUUGGUAUUGGAUGAAAUUAAGAAAUAUGCAGAGAAGAUUGAAGUUAAUAUCUCAGAACAGUUGGAUAUUAUUGAAACGGAUAUUGAACAAGUCAACCUUACUUUGGUAUUGGAUGAAAUUAAGAAAUAUGCAGAGAAGAUUGAAGUCAAUAUCUCAGAACAGUUGGAUAUUAUUGAAACGGAUAUUGAACAAGUCAACAUUACUUUGGUAUUGGAUGAAAUUAAGAAAUAUGCAGAGAAGAUUGAAGUCAAUAUCUCAGAACAGUUGGAUAUUAUUGAAACGGAUAUUGAACAAGUCAACAUUACUUUGGUAUUGGAUGAAAUUAAGAAAUAUGCAGAGAAGAUUGAAGUCAAUAUCUCAGAACAGUUGGAUAUUAUUGAAACGGAUAUUGAACAAGUCAACAUUACUUUGGUAUUGGAUGAGAUUAAGAAAUAUGCAGAGAAGAUUGAAGUUAAUAUCUCAGAACAGUUGGAUAUUAUUGAAACGGAUAUUGAACAAGUCAACCUUACUUUGGUAUUGGAUGAAAUUAAGAAAUAUGCAGAGAAGAUUGAAGUUAAUAUCUCAGAACAGUUGGAUAUUAUUGAAACGGAUAUUGAACAAGUCAACCUUACUUUGGUAUUGGAUGAAAUUAAGAAAUAUGCAGAGAAGAUUGAAGUCAAUAUCUCAGAACAGUUGGAUAUUAUUGAAACGGAUAUUGAACAAGUCAACAUUACUUUGGUAUUGGAUGAAAUUAAGAAGUAUGCAGAGAAGAUUGAAGUUAAUGUUACCUCGGAUAUUGAUCAAGCUAUAAACACUUUAAAGGAGUUUGUUGACAGUGUUUCUGUUGAUGUUGAGGCAAACAUUUCUCUGGAUAUCAAUAAAGCUGUCAAGACGUUGCAGGAUAAAGUUGAAGAUAUCGAAAUUAACAUCACCAAACAGCUUAAAUUUAUCGGAGACGAUAUUGAAAACCUGAAUGAAACUAUUGUGUCGGAGAUGUUGAGCUUUGUUGAAAAUCUAUCCGUAAAUAUCUCGAUUGAUACGAAUGAGACUGUGACAUCCAUUAACAAGACGGUGACGAAGAUAUUUGAGGAGCUCGAACGCAAUCUUAGCUUAGAUUUUUACGACAUUGUUAGUAACGUUAACAUUUCUUUGGAGGAUUUGGAUGAUGAAAUUUUGAAACUUAUCGAGGAUAUCGCUUCUGAGGUGAAAGAAAUUUCUGAGAAAAAUAUAACGGUGAAGGUGGAGGAUGUCUUGAAGGAGAUGCUCAACAUUAAUCUUAAUAUUAGUUUGGAGCAACCGACACCUCCAAGAAGGCCAGUUUGUAACGCAUGCCAGCAGCCACCCUGCCCUUACUCCCCAUCUUGUCAAAUGUACCAACAGCAAGUCGGUUGGUAAUGCAACAGUGUCAGUUGUAGUUAGUUGUUGUCGACCUUAUUUGAAAGAAAAUCCGUAGUCUAGUCAUGGUAUUAUAUACACGUGUUUGUGGUUUAGUAAAGAAUGUUUCCAGGUU